GCGAGUAAUGCUGGAUGGACACCGCUCAACUCAGCCUCAGACAGUGGCCAUGUCGAUGUGGUCAAGUCGCUUCUCGAGAAGGGGGCCGACGUCACGGUUGCGAGUAAUGCUGGAUGGACACCGCUCAACUCAGCCUCAGACAGUGGCCAUGUCGAUGUGGUCAAGUUGCUUCUUGAGAAGGGGGCCGAUGUCACGGUUGCGAACAAUCACGGGUGGACACCACUCAACUCAGCCUCAGGUAGUGGCCAUGUCGAUGUGGUCAAGUUGCUUCUUGAGAAGGGGGCCGACGUCACGGUUGCAGACAACGACGGAUGGACACCGCUCAACUCAUCCUCAGACAGUGGCCAUGUCGAUGUGGUCAAGUCGCUUCUUGAGAAGGGGGCCGAUGUCACGGUUGCGAGUAAUGCUGGAUGGACACCGCUCAACUUGGCCUCAGAUAGUGGCCAUGUCGAUGUAGUCAAGUUGCUUCUUGAGAAGGGGGCCGAUGUCACGGUUGCGAACUCUUUCGGGAGGACAUCCCUCUGGUGGGCCAGACGACGAGGUCACUCUGAAAUUGUCCAGGUUUUA
Colletotrichum godetiae is the source of this 567-nucleotide messenger RNA. RefSeq names its product ankyrin repeat-containing domain protein. The record is from RefSeq and is a predicted model, not a curated record. Gene Ontology annotation, molecular function: protein binding. Lineage: Eukaryota; Fungi; Ascomycota; Sordariomycetes; Glomerellales; Glomerellaceae. The transcript has 2 exons. The annotation marks the transcript as partial.